AUGGCUGACUACCGGCAGCCUCUUCUGCCUCCAAGAUCGGAGGACAUAGAUGACCAUGAGCAGCGCCUUGUUCAGAAAAGCGCCGCCGCUGCCGAGGCCUCCUUCGCCGUCGGGGCAGGUGACAUUCAGCCGAUCAGAAGCCUUGGGGAUUUCUCGAGAGAGUUCUUGGCGGAAUCCGGCAGGCUGUGGUUCCUGGCGGGCCCCGCCAUCUUUAUGUGCCUCUGCCAGUACUCCCUGGGCGCCGUCACGCAAGUCUUCGCCGGCCAAGUCGGCACCCUCGAGCUCGCCGCCGUCUCCGUCGAGAACUCUGUCAUCGCCAGCUUUUCCUCAGGCACCAUGGUGUGUAAAUCUAGCUACCUCUAUGCUCAAGCUCCAGAAUACUGA
Linum tenue is the source of this 384-nucleotide messenger RNA. NCBI's taxonomy places the organism in Eukaryota, Viridiplantae, Streptophyta, Magnoliopsida, Malpighiales, Linaceae. The record is from the annotation of a GenBank genome assembly.